This is a messenger RNA of Tuber aestivum (summer truffle), 1379 nucleotides long. NCBI's taxonomy places the organism in Eukaryota, Fungi, Ascomycota, Pezizomycetes, Pezizales, Tuberaceae. The record is from the annotation of a GenBank genome assembly.
AGCGACUCCCCCUCAUCAUGGCUGCACAAAUCCUCGCACAAAUCCACAAGGCAUUUGAAACUCGCACCUGCGAGUUUCUUACAUUCCCGGGGCUUCCUCCAACCGUGUCCGCCAAAAUUCUCGAAAACCUUCUCUCAGAGAAAGAUCCCAUUGCCCUUGGCUUGAGGUGAGUACAAGUGCCAGAGAUAAAGUUUUCCUACAGAACUGGGUUUAUUUUACGGGUUAACCUAAAUGAACUGUUCGGAUACUUUAUCCCUAUACCUUGUAUAUGCCCAGUACGAGGAAGAGUAUAUUUAACUAUUAAUAGAAUUCACUUUAUUGCUCCCGACGGGUACCUUCGGAUUGUCAUGGCGAGUCGCCUGCAUGAAACUGCGGUCGACUGGUUGAGAAUUGAGUUUGGCUUGUGGAUUGGCUACGGCCUCCUUACGCCAAACACUUCUGUCUUGAUAUCUGAUACCUUAAGUAGUAUGUUCCUUUGCUCUGCCAUAUAGAACUUCCUAGUCUAUACUAAUAAUUGAAUAGUAUAUGAUACCUUUGUUGGUACCUUUGCAAACUCGAAGAAGACACCGGACCUUUGUUAUAGCCCCCGCGUUAAUGGAGUCAAAACCGAGUUUCCAACUGUCGUCCUGGAAGCGGGAUGGAGCGAGUCGCAGGCCCAGUUAGAAUGUGACUGCCAAUUGUGGUUCGAAGGGUCUGCUGGGGCUGUGAAGGUCGUUCUGUUGUUCAAAUUAUUCGAGCCGAAUAUGUUCAACGAAGUUAAGGCUACUCUAAACGUCUGCCGGGUUGUGGAGGGCGCAAUAGUUUUGGAUACAUUGGCAUGCUCUUCCCUGCCCUCCCAUAUCUUUAUCUCUCUUACAUCCUACUAAUUAACCCCCGCAUCCUGCAGAAUAUCUUCCCCCCGCCCUCCGAGUCCAUUCAUGAUCCGUAUAUCACGGUGGAAGAGCUUUUUGGGGACCAAUCUCCCCCUGGCCUGAAUCCCCAGACUCUUUUUCCCUUGUCUUUGGCACGACUUCGCUUUAUAGUUGAACAUGAGCUCCGUAACCAGAGACUAGUUCCUAUGGCCGGCUGAGAACACCUAAACUCAUAUCCUACCCUUUGGCCUUGUUUUUAUCUCUUUAUUGUUUGUUGGUCUAGUAGAUAGAAUGGGUUUCAUCUCCUUUCUUGAUCCCUUUGUAUCCCAGUUGCUGUCGCAUUCCCCUUCCCCCUGCCUUUCUCCCCUUCUGCUAGCGGCGCUUAGCUUCUGCUCCUUUACCGGAUACGGUAUUUGACUUUAUUACCACUCCCUUUCUCAUGUUUGGUCAGAAAUUGGUAAUUACUCGCAUGGGUAAGUAGGAAAAGAUACGAUCCCCCAGCAUCCAACGAGGACGGAGCAAACCUGG